Fundulus heteroclitus (mummichog) is the source of this 744-nucleotide messenger RNA. RefSeq names its product protein eva-1-like. Gene Ontology annotation, molecular function: carbohydrate binding. The transcript is spliced from 6 exons. The record is from RefSeq and is a predicted model, not a curated record. NCBI's taxonomy places the organism in Eukaryota, Metazoa, Chordata, Actinopteri, Cyprinodontiformes, Fundulidae. The coding region runs from base 80 to 520 and encodes 146 amino acids.
ACGUGAGCAUCCAGACGAUGCCUUCACUGUCAGAUCGUCUGCAGGUGGAGAACAGAAGAGAAGGCUGGGAGACGGCAACAUGGUCGCUCUGAGGCUGGUCGCCUUCAGCUUGCUGGCUGCAGUCUUCUAUUUCACUCCAGCUGCUGAGGGCGAGGUCGUCUACGCGUGUCUCAAUGAAACGGUUCACAUGGCCUGUGAUGUCGACCAUAAGAUCACCCUGAAGCACAUCCUGUACAAGGUCGGCAUCGGGACGAGGUGUGGGGAGGGGAAACCUCACCCCGAAGACGGGCCGGACAACUACUGCUCGUUCCCCUGGGCAGAGAUGGUGGUGGAGGAUCUCUGUGGGAACAAAAGGUCCUGUGAAGUUCCUGUCACUGAGCGGGUGUUUGGGGAGUAUCCGUGUCUGGAGCAGACCAGGUACCUGGAGGUGUCCUACGCCUGCAUCAAACCAACUCCUCCACCUCCACCGCCUGCUCCACUCAAACCUGAGUGUGAAGAGAAAGAAGCAAACGAAGCCUGACGCAUUCAACCCGUGAACACAUGAGACUCACCUGUGCUGAGACCACAGAAGAUAUUUUGCUUUAAAACAUCACAUGUCUCUCUUUAGCAACCUAAAAUCCUCUUAUGGCCUGUUUAACUGUCACUAGAGGUUAGUUUAAAAUGUUUUCAUAUCUUUACUUCAAAAGGAUUUAGAGUCAGCUGAAUAAAUAUUGGCUUCUAGAUGUAUUAAAAUAUGAAAAUGCC